Messenger RNA from Onychostoma macrolepis, 472 nucleotides. RefSeq names its product histone H3. Gene Ontology annotation, cellular component: nucleosome. Gene Ontology annotation, molecular function: structural constituent of chromatin; DNA binding; protein heterodimerization activity. The transcript has a single exon. The record is from RefSeq and is a predicted model, not a curated record. Bases 19 to 429 code for a protein of 136 amino acids. Lineage: Eukaryota; Metazoa; Chordata; Actinopteri; Cypriniformes; Cyprinidae.
GACUCGACUCUCGAGAAAAUGGCAAGAACCAAGCAGACGGCUCGUAAAUCCACCGGCGGCAAAGCCCCGAGGAAGCAGCUCGCUACUAAAGCCGCCCGUAAGAGCGCUCCGGCCACCGGCGGCGUCAAGAAGCCUCACCGCUACAGGCCCGGCACCGUGGCUCUGCGAGAGAUCCGUCGCUAUCAGAAGUCCACCGAGCUGCUGAUCCGCAAGCUGCCCUUCCAGCGUCUGGUGCGAGAAAUCGCUCAGGACUUCAAGACGGACCUGCGCUUCCAGAGCUCCGCUGUCAUGGCCCUGCAGGAGGCCAGCGAGGCUUAUUUGGUCGGUCUGUUUGAGGACACCAACCUGUGCGCCAUCCACGCCAAGAGAGUCACCAUCAUGCCCAAAGACAUCCAGCUGGCGCGCCGCAUCCGCGGAGAGCGCGCUUAAACUCAACGCUCCUCCUAAACCCAAAGGCUCUUUUCAGAGCCAC